AUGGUUAUGAAGCUGGCCACCUCAUACGCAAUAGACCACCAAACAGAAUUUGAUCCUCACCGGGCAUUCUACUAUCUAUCUAUCUAUCUAUCUAUCUAUCUAUCUAUAAAGGAAAAAAAAACUGAAAAAGGAGAACGCGGACGACCACUGUCCCAUAUGACAGGACGCACGAUCCACCCAUCCUGCCAGAGUGUAUUGACACUCGGACGACAUUCUUCUUCUUCCUCCAUAGACCGCCAUAAUCCGUUCGUCUUAACGCAGGCUCUUCCUUUUCUUUCUUUCUUUCUUUCUUUCUUUCUUUCUUUCUUUCUUUCUUUCUUUCUUUCUUUUCUAUGUUUUAUGCUUUCUUUUUCUUUCUUUUUUCCUUUCUUUCUUUCUUUUUACUUACUUUUUCUUUCUUUCUUUCUUUCUUUCUUUCUUUCUUUCUUUCUUUCUUUCUGUUUUCUACCCCCCUCUCCGUUUACCUACUCAUUACUUUCCUACUCUCUAGGUUUUUCUUCUUUCUUGCUUAUUAAUCACUUUCGUUCGUUCCUUUUUUUUCCUUUAAUUCAUUCAUUGUAA
Molecule: messenger RNA, 561 nt
Organism: Acanthosepion pharaonis
Lineage: Eukaryota; Metazoa; Mollusca; Cephalopoda; Sepiida; Sepiidae
Source: the annotation of a GenBank genome assembly